Molecule: messenger RNA, 537 nt
Organism: Fusarium odoratissimum NRRL 54006
Lineage: Eukaryota; Fungi; Ascomycota; Sordariomycetes; Hypocreales; Nectriaceae
Exons: 2
Coding region: 182-517 (111 amino acids)
Source: RefSeq, a predicted model, not a curated record
AUUCAUAUUACACUCAAUUUGAGUAAUCUGAAGUUGGAAAUCAUGAUCGCAGUUGAAUUGGUGGAGCUUCGACAUCAUCUUUUCCAUAUUCAUCAUGACAAUGACGAGGCAAACUCGGAUCAGCAAUUCGAAUCGAUGUUUCCCAUGUCCAAUUUCGACACUCCUUCCCGGCUGAAACCGAAUGUCCAAUCCAGAAAUGGCGAAUGCAGAUUUUGCAAAUUCUGCUCGAUCGACAGGACAAUGCAUGCCAUGCUGGUUGGACAUGAUCAUAAACUUGUCAAUAUUUACGUCACGCAGAUUGCGUUUGAAGGACGCUAGAAAGCCUGGCUACUCAAUUACAACCCUGAGUAGUCUAAUCCCUCAGCAGAUCUGGUCAAGAUCCCAUCCACCCGAAGAUACAUUACAUCGAGACAUUGGCUCAUACAAAGAGAAGCUGUGGUUUCGAGGUCUUACCCCCACCAGUCCCUCCAUCCGUCCUUCAACCCCGCCUAGGCUACAAGGUUCCAGAACUCCAUGAAGCUCACCCCAAUCUCCAGC